AUUUCUACUAUCUAUCCCUAUCGGUCGCUUGAUACUCUAUACACGUCUCUGUGUUGAUUAUUAUUUUGCACUGCGUUACGACAAACGAAGAUCUCCGAGUUACUGUCUGAGAUCCAUCCAGCCGCAAUGCCUGGUUUACCGUCUAGUAUCGACCUGGACGAGUGCAUUGAGAGGCUCUAUAGAAAAGAAUUGCUGGCAGACUCCGUUAUCGAGGCAAUAUGCGCCAAAGCGAAAGAGCUUUUGAUGAAGGAGAGCAAUGUCGUUCACAUUGCUGCUCCGGUCACCGUGGUGGGAGAUAUCCAUGGCCAGUUCUUCGACAUGAUCGAGAUCUUUAAGAUCGGGGGUUUCUGUCCCAACACAAACUAUCUUUUUCUAGGUGAUUAUGUGGAUCGAGGUCUCUUCAGUGUGGAAACCAUCUCCCUCCUCGUCUGCUUAAAACUACGGUACCCUCAGCGCGUUCAUCUCAUCCGCGGCAAUCACGAGUCCCGCGGUGUGACGCAGUCCUACGGAUUCUAUACCGAAUGUGCUCGAAAGUACGGCAACGCCAAUGUUUGGCACUACUUCACCGACAUGUUCGACUUCCUUACUCUUAGCGUCGUGAUCAAUGAUCAGAUCUUCUGCGUACACGGCGGUCUCUCCCCUUCCAUCCACUCCAUUGACCAGAUUAAAAUCAUCGAUCGGUUUCGUGAGAUCCCCCACGAAGGCCCUAUGGCCGACUUGGUGUGGUCCGAUCCGGACACCGAACGCGACGAAUUCUCGCUUUCCCCGCGAGGCGCCGGGUACACUUUCGGCGCGCAGGUGGUUCGGAAAUUCCUCGAGGUCAAUAGUAUGUCUCAUAUUCUGCGAGCCCAUCAGCUGUGUCAGGAAGGGUACCAGGUUCUUUACGAUGACCGAUUGAGUACUGUGUGGAGUGCACCGAACUACUGUUAUCGGUGCGGCAAUCUUGCCAGUGUGCUCGAAGUGAGUGACACGGGCGAGCGGUACUUUAACAUCUUUGACGCGGCCCCGGAGAACGACAUCCAUCGCGGCGAACAACAGGCGCAGCAGAACAAGGAUGGACAGAGUCCUGUGAUUGACUAUUUUUUGUGAUACCCUGGGUUUUUAUCUCGUUUUCCUUUUUUAUGCAAUAUUUGGAGUUUGGUACAGGACAUAGCAUUUAUAGAUAGCAUUGAGGUGUGAAUAAAAAUGUGAAAGACGACAAGCAUCAACAGAGCGUUACGCAAAGCCUUGUGGAUAUCAACUUGGUUGUGCUAUUUAGAAUAACCUGGCCUUAGCGGAGACCAUAGAUUUUGAGAAGGAAAUUCGUUCAACAUGGGACUCUUGAAUCAAAAUGAAGAAGAAAAAAAUUGCUGCUCAUGAUAUAAUCAUAGUUUCGUACUGCAACUACCCGAAAAAGAAGAAAAAAUCUACCAAUCCUUAGCGAUGUCAAACGACCACUCGAACUGGAGGUGAGUG
Messenger RNA from Aspergillus wentii DTO 134E9, 1455 nucleotides. RefSeq names its product serine/threonine-protein phosphatase. The transcript has 3 exons. Gene Ontology annotation, cellular component: FAR/SIP/STRIPAK complex. Gene Ontology annotation, biological process: peptidyl-serine dephosphorylation. The record is from RefSeq and is a predicted model, not a curated record. NCBI's taxonomy places the organism in Eukaryota, Fungi, Ascomycota, Eurotiomycetes, Eurotiales, Aspergillaceae. Bases 127 to 1089 code for a protein of 320 amino acids. Gene Ontology annotation, molecular function: protein serine/threonine phosphatase activity.